Molecule: messenger RNA, 629 nt
Organism: Pisolithus orientalis
Lineage: Eukaryota; Fungi; Basidiomycota; Agaricomycetes; Boletales; Pisolithaceae
Exons: 5
Coding region: 67-459 (130 amino acids)
Source: RefSeq, a predicted model, not a curated record
CUUACAGGCAAAGGUUCAAGGGGCACUGCUAUAUUGCAACACGUUCAACCAUUCAGCGCUCCAGCAAUGGUUUCGGAGAGCACCCCACUGCUGUCACGUACAGUUCCUUCCCCAUUUCUUUGGAGGUCUGGCGCAAUUCUAGUGGCCACUGGCAUGAUUGUUGAUGCAUUCGGCACACACACGUUGCGGCGUCGCCCUGGGAUCACUGUCGACAAUCUCAACGCAUGGCGCACAGCGGCCAACUACGCGAUCAUAAAUGGGCUAGGCCUUUUGCUUGUAUCCAUGCAUCCCAGAUUCUCUACCCAUCGCUUCGCUGGAUAUGCUAUCCUCGGGGGUAGCGCGGUGUUCUCUGGUAGCAUCAUGGCCCUUGUUCUGUGGAAGAACGUGAAAUUCCUAGGUCCCAUAACACCUCUUGGUGGCAUGAUGAUGAUUGCUGGUUACGCCGCGUUGGCAUUCUGACAUGCAUUUACACUGUCUUCGGAGUGCUUCAAAUGGGUAUUAGUUAGCCUUGCAUAAUAAUAUUGUGAAGAAGUCUUCCUCACGUGACUGACGCGUCGAGGACGAGACGUGUCAACUCCGCUUAAAAUUGACGACAAUAAGCGGGUGUCCCUUCACACCGCCCUUUUCUG